AAGCGGCUUCUAUCCGCUGCUGCCUUUGGCAGAGCCUUCUGCAGAUGGAGUGGGUGAUGUGCUGAUGGGGGAGGCGGUGCGAGGGUGCAUGCAGGCUGCAGCGCAUGAGGGGGAUGUGAAUGGGCAGAAGCGGCUUCUAUCCGCUGCUGCCUUUGGCAGAGCCUUCUGCAGAAGCGGCUUCUAUCCGCUGCUGCCUUUGGCAGAGCCUUCUGCAGAUGGAGUGGGUGAUGUGCUGAUGGGGGAGGCGGUGCGAGGGUGCAUGCAGGCUGCAGCGCAUGAGGGGGAUGUGAAUGGGCAGAAGCGGCUUCUAUCCGCUGCUGCCUUUGGCAGAGCCUUCUGCAGAAGCGGCUUCUAUCCGCUGCUGCCUUUGGCAGAGCCUUCUGCAGAUGGAGUGGGUGAUGUGCUGAUGGGGGAGGCGGUGCGAGGGUGCAUGCAGGCUGCAGCGCAUGAGGGGGAUGUGAAUGGGCAGAAGCGGCUUCUAUCCGCUGCUGCCUUUGGCAGAGCCUUCUGCAGAAGCGGCUUCUAUCCGCUGCUGCCUUUGGCAGAGCCUUCUGCAGAUGGAGUGGGUGAUGUGCUGAUGGGGGAGGCGGUGCGAGGGUGCAUGCAGGCUGCAGCGCAUGAGGGGGAUGUGAAUGGGCAGAAGCGGCUUCUAUCCGCUGCUGCCUUUGGCAGAGCCUUCUGCAGAAGCGGCUUCUAUCCGCUGCUGCCUUUGGCAGAGCCUUCUGCAGAUGGAGUGGGUGAUGUGCUGAUGGGGGAGGCGGUGCGAGGGUGCAUGCAGGCUGCAGCGCAUGAGGGGGAUGUGAAUGGGCAGAAGCGGCUUCUAUCCGCUGCUGCCUUUGGCAGAGCCUUCUGCAGAAGCGGCUUCUAUCCGCUGCUGCCUUUGGCAGAGCCUUCUGCAGAUGGAGUGGGUGAUGUGCUGAUGGGGGAGGCGGUGCGAGGGUGCAUGCAGGCUGCAGCGCAUGAGGGGGAUGUGAAUGGGCAGAAGCGGCUUCUAUCCGCUGCUGCCUUUGGCAGAGCCUUCUGCAGAAGCGGCUUCUAUCCGCUGCUGCCUUUGGCAGAGCCUUCUGCAGAUGGAGUGGGUGAUGUGCUGAUGGGGGAGGCGGUGCGAGGGUGCAUGCAGGCUGCAGCGCAUGAGGGGGAUGUGAAUGGGCAGAAGCGGCUUCUAUCCGCUGCUGCCUUUGGCAGAGCCUUCUGCAGAAGCGGCUUCUAUCCGCUGCUGCCUUUGGCAGAGCCUUCUGCAGAUGGAGUGGGUGAUGUGCUGAUGGGGGAGGCGGUGCGAGGGUGCAUGCAGGCUGCAGCGCAUGAGGGGGAUGUGAAUGGGCAGAAGCGGCUUCUAUCCGCUGCUGCCUUUGGCAGAGCCUUCUGCAGAAGCGGCUUCUAUCCGCUGCUGCCUUUGGCAGAGCCUUCUGCAGAUGGAGUGGGUGAUGUGCUGAUGGGGGAGGCGGUGCGAGGGUGCAUGCAGGCUGCAGCGCAUGAGGGGGAUGUGAAUGGGCAGAAGCGGCUUCUAUCCGCUGCUGCCUUUGGCAGAGCCUUCUGCAGAAGCGGCUUCUAUCCGCUGCUGCCUUUGGCAGAGCCUUCUGCAGAUGGAGUGGGUGAUGUGCUGAUGGGGGAGGCGGUGCGAGGGUGCAUGCAGGCUGCAGCGCAUGAGGGGGAUGUGAAUGGGCAGAAGCGGCUUCUAUCCGCUGCUGCCUUUGGCAGAGCCUUCUGCAGAAGCGGCUUCUAUCCGCUGCUGCCUUUGGCAGAGCCUUCUGCAGAUGGAGUGGGUGAUGUGCUGAUGGGGGAGGCGGUGCGAGGGUGCAUGCAGGCUGCAGCGCAUGAGGGGGAUGUGAAUGGGCAGAAGCGGCUUCUAUCCGCUGCUGCCUUUGGCAGAGCCUUCUGCAGAAGCGGCUUCUAUCCGCUGCUGCCUUUGGCAGAGCCUUCUGCAGAUGGAGUGGGUGAUGUGCUGAUGGGGGAGGCGGUGCGAGGGUGCAUGCAGGCUGCAGCGCAUGAGGGGGAUGUGAAUGGGCAGAAGCGGCUUCUAUCCGCUGCUGCCUUUGGCAGAGCCUUCUGCAGAAGCGGCUUCUAUCCGCUGCUGCCUUUGGCAGAGCCUUCUGCAGAUGGAGUGGGUGAUGUGCUGAUGGGGGAGGCGGUGCGAGGGUGCAUGCAGGCUGCAGCGCAUGAGGGGGAUGUGAAUGGGCAGAAGCGGCUUCUAUCCGCUGCUGCCUUUGGCAGAGCCUUCUGCAGAAGCGGCUUCUAUCCGCUGCUGCCUUUGGCAGAGCCUUCUGCAGAUGGAGUGGGUGAUGUGCUGAUGGGGGAGGCGGUGCGAGGGUGCAUGCAGGCUGCAGCGCAUGAGGGGGAUGUGAAUGGGCAGAAGCGGCUUCUAUCCGCUGCUGCCUUUGGCAGAGCCUUCUGCAGAAGCGGCUUCUAUCCGCUGCUGCCUUUGGCAGAGCCUUCUGCAGAUGGAGUGGGUGAUGUGCUGAUGGGGGAGGCGGUGCGAGGGUGCAUGCAGGCUGCAGCGCAUGAGGGGGAUGUGAAUGGGCAGAAGCGGCUUCUAUCCGCUGCUGCCUUUGGCAGAGCCUUCUGCAGAAGCGGCUUCUAUCCGCUGCUGCCUUUGGCAGAGCCUUCUGCAGAUGGAGUGGGUGAUGUGCUGAUGGGGGAGGCGGUGCGAGGGUGCAUGCAGGCUGCAGCGCAUGAGGGGGAUGUGAAUGGGCAGAAGCGGCUUCUAUCCGCUGCUGCCUUUGGCAGAGCCUUCUGCAGAAGCGGCUUCUAUCCGCUGCUGCCUUUGGCAGAGCCUUCUGCAGAUGGAGUGGGUGAUGUGCUGAUGGGGGAGGCGGUGCGAGGGUGCAUGCAGGCUGCAGCGCAUGAGGGGGAUGUGAAUGGGCAGAAGCGGCUUCUAUCCGCUGCUGCCUUUGGCAGAGCCUUCUGCAGAAGCGGCUUCUAUCCGCUGCUGCCUUUGGCAGAGCCUUCUGCAGAUGGAGUGGGUGAUGUGCUGAUGGGGGAGGCGGUGCGAGGGUGCAUGCAGGCUGCAGCGCAUGAGGGGGAUGUGAAUGGGCAGAAGCGGCUUCUAUCCGCUGCUGCCUUUGGCAGAGCCUUCUGCAGAAGCGGCUUCUAUCCGCUGCUGCCUUUGGCAGAGCCUUCUGCAGAUGGAGUGGGUGAUGUGCUGAUGGGGGAGGCGGUGCGAGGGUGCAUGCAGGCUGCAGCGCAUGAGGGGGAUGUGAAUGGGCAGAAGCGGCUUCUAUCCGCUGCUGCCUUUGGCAGAGCCUUCUGCAGAAGCGGCUUCUAUCCGCUGCUGCCUUUGGCAGAGCCUUCUGCAGAUGGAGUGGGUGAUGUGCUGAUGGGGGAGGCGGUGCGAGGGUGCAUGCAGGCUGCAGCGCAUGAGGGGGAUGUGAAUGGGCAGAAGCGGCUUCUAUCCGCUGCUGCCUUUGGCAGAGCCUUCUGCAGAAGCGGCUUCUAUCCGCUGCUGCCUUUGGCAGAGCCUUCUGCAGAUGGAGUGGGUGAUGUGCUGAUGGGGGAGGCGGUGCGAGGGUGCAUGCAGGCUGCAGCGCAUGAGGGGGAUGUGAAUGGGCAGAAGCGGCUUCUAUCCGCUGCUGCCUUUGGCAGAGCCUUCUGCAGAAGCGGCUUCUAUCCGCUGCUGCCUUUGGCAGAGCCUUCUGCAGAUGGAGUGGGUGAUGUGCUGAUGGGGGAGGCGGUGCGAGGGUGCAUGCAGGCUGCAGCGCAUGAGGGGGAUGUGAAUGGGCAGAAGCGGCUUCUAUCCGCUGCUGCCUUUGGCAGAGCCUUCUGCAGAAGCGGCUUCUAUCCGCUGCUGCCUUUGGCAGAGCCUUCUGCAGAUGGAGUGGGUGAUGUGCUGAUGGGGGAGGCGGUGCGAGGGUGCAUGCAGGCUGCAGCGCAUGAGGGGGAUGUGAAUGGGCAGAAGCGGCUUCUAUCCGCUGCUGCCUUUGGCAGAGCCUUCUGCAGAAGCGGCUUCUAUCCGCUGCUGCCUUUGGCAGAGCCUUCUGCAGAUGGAGUGGGUGAUGUGCUGAUGGGGGAGGCGGUGCGAGGGUGCAUGCAGGCUGCAGCGCAUGAGGGGGAUGUGAAUGGGCAGAAGCGGCUUCUAUCCGCUGCUGCCUUUGGCAGAGCCUUCUGCAGAAGCGGCUUCUAUCCGCUGCUGCCUUUGGCAGAGCCUUCUGCAGAUGGAGUGGGUGAUGUGCUGAUGGGGGAGGCGGUGCGAGGGUGCAUGCAGGCUGCAGCGCAUGAGGGGGAUGUGAAUGGGCAGAAGCGGCUUCUAUCCGCUGCUGCCUUUGGCAGAGCCUUCUGCAGAAGCGGCUUCUAUCCGCUGCUGCCUUUGGCAGAGCCUUCUGCAGAUGGAGUGGGUGAUGUGCUGAUGGGGGAGGCGGUGCGAGGGUGCAUGCAGGCUGCAGCGCAUGAGGGGGAUGUGAAUGGGCAGAAGCGGCUUCUAUCCGCUGCUGCCUUUGGCAGAGCCUUCUGCAGAAGCGGCUUCUAUCCGCUGCUGCCUUUGGCAGAGCCUUCUGCAGAUGGAGUGGGUGAUGUGCUGAUGGGGGAGGCGGUGCGAGGGUGCAUGCAGGCUGCAGCGCAUGAGGGGGAUGUGAAUGGGCAGAAGCGGCUUCUAUCCGCUGCUGCCUUUGGCAGAGCCUUCUGCAGAAGCGGCUUCUAUCCGCUGCUGCCUUUGGCAGAGCCUUCUGCAGAUGGAGUGGGUGAUGUGCUGAUGGGGGAGGCGGUGCGAGGGUGCAUGCAGGCUGCAGCGCAUGAGGGGGAUGUGAAUGGGCAGAAGCGGCUUCUAUCCGCUGCUGCCUUUGGCAGAGCCUUCUGCAGAAGCGGCUUCUAUCCGCUGCUGCCUUUGGCAGAGCCUUCUGCAGAUGGAGUGGGUGAUGUGCUGAUGGGGGAGGCGGUGCGAGGGUGCAUGCAGGCUGCAGCGCAUGAGGGGGAUGUGAAUGGGCAGAAGCGGCUUCUAUCCGCUGCUGCCUUUGGCAGAGCCUUCUGCAGAAGCGGCUUCUAUCCGCUGCUGCCUUUGGCAGAGCCUUCUGCAGAUGGAGUGGGUGAUGUGCUGAUGGGGGAGGCGGUGCGAGGGUGCAUGCAGGCUGCAGCGCAUGAGGGGGAUGUGAAUGGGCAGAAGCGGCUUCUAUCCGCUGCUGCCUUUGGCAGAGCCUUCUGCAGAAGCGGCUUCUAUCCGCUGCUGCCUUUGGCAGAGCCUUCUGCAGAUGGAGUGGGUGAUGUGCUGAUGGGGGAGGCGGUGCGAGGGUGCAUGCAGGCUGCAGCGCAUGAGGGGGAUGUGAAUGGGCAGAAGCGGCUUCUAUCCGCUGCUGCCUUUGGCAGAGCCUUCUGCAGAAGCGGCUUCUAUCCGCUGCUGCCUUUGGCAGAGCCUUCUGCAGAUGGAGUGGGUGAUGUGCUGAUGGGGGAGGCGGUGCGAGGGUGCAUGCAGGCUGCAGCGCAUGAGGGGGAUGUGAAUGGGCAGAAGCGGCUUCUAUCCGCUGCUGCCUUUGGCAGAGCCUUCUGCAGAAGCGGCUUCUAUCCGCUGCUGCCUUUGGCAGAGCCUUCUGCAGAUGGAGUGGGUGAUGUGCUGAUGGGGGAGGCGGUGCGAGGGUGCAUGCAGGCUGCAGCGCAUGAGGGGGAUGUGAAUGGGCAGAAGCGGCUUCUAUCCGCUGCUGCCUUUGGCAGAGCCUUCUGCAGAAGCGGCUUCUAUCCGCUGCUGCCUUUGGCAGAGCCUUCUGCAGAUGGAGUGGGUGAUGUGCUGAUGGGGGAGGCGGUGCGAGGGUGCAUGCAGGCUGCAGCGCAUGAGGGGGAUGUGAAUGGGCAGAAGCGGCUUCUAUCCGCUGCUGCCUUUGGCAGAGCCUUCUGCAGAAGCGGCUUCUAUCCGCUGCUGCCUUUGGCAGAGCCUUCUGCAGAUGGAGUGGGUGAUGUGCUGAUGGGGGAGGCGGUGCGAGGGUGCAUGCAGGCUGCAGCGCAUGAGGGGGAUGUGAAUGGGCAGAAGCGGCUUCUAUCCGCUGCUGCCUUUGGCAGAGCCUUCUGCAGAAGCGGCUUCUAUCCGCUGCUGCCUUUGGCAGAGCCUUCUGCAGAUGGAGUGGGUGAUGUGCUGAUGGGGGAGGCGGUGCGAGGGUGCAUGCAGGCUGCAGCGCAUGAGGGGGAUGUGAAUGGGCAGAAGCGGCUUCUAUCCGCUGCUGCCUUUGGCAGAGCCUUCUGCAGAAGCGGCUUCUAUCCGCUGCUGCCUUUGGCAGAGCCUUCUGCAGAUGGAGUGGGUGAUGUGCUGAUGGGGGAGGCGGUGCGAGGGUGCAUGCAGGCUGCAGCGCAUGAGGGGGAUGUGAAUGGGCAGAAGCGGCUUCUAUCCGCUGCUGCCUUUGGCAGAGCCUUCUGCAGAAGCGGCUUCUAUCCGCUGCUGCCUUUGGCAGAGCCUUCUGCAGAUGGAGUGGGUGAUGUGCUGAUGGGGGAGGCGGUGCGAGGGUGCAUGCAGGCUGCAGCGCAUGAGGGGGAUGUGAAUGGGCAGAAGCGGCUUCUAUCCGCUGCUGCCUUUGGCAGAGCCUUCUGCAGAAGCGGCUUCUAUCCGCUGCUGCCUUUGGCAGAGCCUUCUGCAGAUGGAGUGGGUGAUGUGCUGAUGGGGGAGGCGGUGCGAGGGUGCAUGCAGGCUGCAGCGCAUGAGGGGGAUGUGAAUGGGCAGAAGCGGCUUCUAUCCGCUGCUGCCUUUGGCAGAGCCUUCUGCAGAAGCGGCUUCUAUCCGCUGCUGCCUUUGGCAGAGCCUUCUGCAGAUGGAGUGGGUGAUGUGCUGAUGGGGGAGGCGGUGCGAGGGUGCAUGCAGGCUGCAGCGCAUGAGGGGGAUGUGAAUGGGCAGAAGCGGCUUCUAUCCGCUGCUGCCUUUGGCAGAGCCUUCUGCAGAAGCGGCUUCUAUCCGCUGCUGCCUUUGGCAGAGCCUUCUGCAGAUGGAGUGGGUGAUGUGCUGAUGGGGGAGGCGGUGCGAGGGUGCAUGCAGGCUGCAGCGCAUGAGGGGGAUGUGAAUGGGCAGAAGCGGCUUCUAUCCGCUGCUGCCUUUGGCAGAGCCUUCUGCAGAAGCGGCUUCUAUCCGCUGCUGCCUUUGGCAGAGCCUUCUGCAGAUGGAGUGGGUGAUGUGCUGAUGGGGGAGGCGGUGCGAGGGUGCAUGCAGGCUGCAGCGCAUGAGGGGGAUGUGAAUGGGCAGAAGCGGCUUCUAUCCGCUGCUGCCUUUGGCAGAGCCUUCUGCAGAAGCGGCUUCUAUCCGCUGCUGCCUUUGGCAGAGCCUUCUGCAGAUGGAGUGGGUGAUGUGCUGAUGGGGGAGGCGGUGCGAGGGUGCAUGCAGGCUGCAGCGCAUGAGGGGGAUGUGAAUGGGCAGAAGCGGCUUCUAUCCGCUGCUGCCUUUGGCAGAGCCUUCUGCAGAAGCGGCUUCUAUCCGCUGCUGCCUUUGGCAGAGCCUUCUGCAGAUGGAGUGGGUGAUGUGCUGAUGGGGGAGGCGGUGCGAGGGUGCAUGCAGGCUGCAGCGCAUGAGGGGGAUGUGAAUGGGCAGAAGCGGCUUCUAUCCGCUGCUGCCUUUGGCAGAGCCUUCUGCAGAAGCGGCUUCUAUCCGCUGCUGCCUUUGGCAGAGCCUUCUGCAGAUGGAGUGGGUGAUGUGCUGAUGGGGGAGGCGGUGCGAGGGUGCAUGCAGGCUGCAGCGCAUGAGGGGGAUGUGAAUGGGCAGAAGCGGCUUCUAUCCGCUGCUGCCUUUGGCAGAGCCUUCUGCAGAAGCGGCUUCUAUCCGCUGCUGCCUUUGGCAGAGCCUUCUGCAGAUGGAGUGGGUGAUGUGCUGAUGGGGGAGGCGGUGCGAGGGUGCAUGCAGGCUGCAGCGCAUGAGGGGGAUGUGAAUGGGCAGAAGCGGCUUCUAUCCGCUGCUGCCUUUGGCAGAGCCUUCUGCAGAAGCGGCUUCUAUCCGCUGCUGCCUUUGGCAGAGCCUUCUGCAGAUGGAGUGGGUGAUGUGCUGAUGGGGGAGGCGGUGCGAGGGUGCAUGCAGGCUGCAGCGCAUGAGGGGGAUGUGAAUGGGCAGAAGCGGCUUCUAUCCGCUGCUGCCUUUGGCAGAGCCUUCUGCAGAAGCGGCUUCUAUCCGCUGCUGCCUUUGGCAGAGCCUUCUGCAGAUGGAGUGGGUGAUGUGCUGAUGGGGGAGGCGGUGCGAGGGUGCAUGCAGGCUGCAGCGCAUGAGGGGGAUGUGAAUGGGCAGAAGCGGCUUCUAUCCGCUGCUGCCUUUGGCAGAGCCUUCUGCAGAAGCGGCUUCUAUCCGCUGCUGCCUUUGGCAGAGCCUUCUGCAGAUGGAGUGGGUGAUGUGCUGAUGGGGGAGGCGGUGCGAGGGUGCAUGCAGGCUGCAGCGCAUGAGGGGGAUGUGAAUGGGCAGAAGCGGCUUCUAUCCGCUGCUGCCUUUGGCAGAGCCUUCUGCAGAAGCGGCUUCUAUCCGCUGCUGCCUUUGGCAGAGCCUUCUGCAGAUGGAGUGGGUGAUGUGCUGAUGGGGGAGGCGGUGCGAGGGUGCAUGCAGGCUGCAGCGCAUGAGGGGGAUGUGAAUGGGCAGAAGCGGCUUCUAUCCGCUGCUGCCUUUGGCAGAGCCUUCUGCAGAAGCGGCUUCUAUCCGCUGCUGCCUUUGGCAGAGCCUUCUGCAGAUGGAGUGGGUGAUGUGCUGAUGGGGGAGGCGGUGCGAGGGUGCAUGCAGGCUGCAGCGCAUGAGGGGGAUGUGAAUGGGCAGAAGCGGCUUCUAUCCGCUGCUGCCUUUGGCAGAGCCUUCUGCAGAAGCGGCUUCUAUCCGCUGCUGCCUUUGGCAGAGCCUUCUGCAGAUGGAGUGGGUGAUGUGCUGAUGGGGGAGGCGGUGCGAGGGUGCAUGCAGGCUGCAGCGCAUGAGGGGGAUGUGAAUGGGCAGAAGCGGCUUCUAUCCGCUGCUGCCUUUGGCAGAGCCUUCUGCAGGCUGCAGCGCAUGAGGGGAUGUGAAUGGGCAGAAGCGGCUUCUAUCCGCUGCUGCCUUUGGCAGAGCCUUCUGCAGGCUGCAGCGCAUGAGGGGGAUGUGAAUGGGCAGAAGCGGCUUCUAUCCGCUGCUGCCUUUGGCAGAGCCUUCUGCAGAAGCGGCUUCUAUCCGCUGCUGCCUUUGGCAGAGCCUUCUGCAGAAGCGGCUUCUAUCCGCUGCUGCCUUUGGCAGAGCCUUCUGCAGGCUGCAGCGCAUGAGGGGGAUGUGAAUGGGCAGAAGCGGCUUCUAUCCGCUGCUGCCUUUGGCAGAGCCUUCGCAGAAGCGGCUUCUAUCCGACUGCUGCCUUUUGCAGAGCCUCUGCAGGUGAGCCAGGAUGGUAGAUCUCGAGUACGAUCAGAUGGAGUGGGUGAUGUGCUGAUGGGGGAGGCGGUGCUUGAUGGGUGCAUGCAGGCUGCAGCGCAUGAGGGGGAUGUGAAUGGGCAGAAGCGGCUUCUAUCCGCUGCUGCCUUUGGCAGAGCCUUCUGCAGGUGA
Closterium sp. Naga37s-1 is the source of this 9421-nucleotide messenger RNA. The record is from the annotation of a GenBank genome assembly. Lineage: Eukaryota; Viridiplantae; Streptophyta; Zygnematophyceae; Desmidiales; Closteriaceae.